Messenger RNA from Hyalella azteca, 3221 nucleotides. Its product is annotated as SET and MYND domain-containing protein 4. Gene Ontology annotation, molecular function: protein binding. The transcript is spliced from 4 exons. NCBI's taxonomy places the organism in Eukaryota, Metazoa, Arthropoda, Malacostraca, Amphipoda, Hyalellidae. The record is from RefSeq and is a predicted model, not a curated record. Bases 723 to 3026 code for a protein of 767 amino acids.
UGGUGCAGUCGUGGUCCGUACGUCAGCUCGCGAUGUGCGAGUCUCAAUCUCCAGUUGAGAUAUCAACCGAUCUAAUAGAUUAUUAAUGGUGUUUAAUUAAGGAAAUUUGCGUGGUACUCGAGAAAUAUUACCAUCAAAGCAAAAGAAAGAUCCGAGAAGGUUCACUACAUCUUCUACAAAUAUUUGAAAAGGUUAACAUCUUCUACCUAAAUUAUUAAGUUUUCAAGCUGAAUCGAGAAUGAUGACCAAUAUAUCACAGUGUGUGAUGGUGGAUUCCAUUCCAGAGCCAAAAAAUGUUAUGGCAAUUUCUCUAAAGGGCGAAAAAACUUGAAGUGCUAUAGUCAUUUCAACUUUCACUCUCGUUUUUAUUUUCAGACGAAACGACGAAGUUCAAUGGAAUUUUUUUACUACGUCAUUGUGUACAUGAUUUUAUAUGCAUACAUAGCACUUUUUUUAGUUCUUUGUUUUAGUGAAGAUUCUGUACGGUACACCUUGUUCGAGGAGCCUAUCAGACAAGCGUUGUUCGAAGGUUUUAUUUCAUCAUAAAUUUAUUUACUAGGUUAUUUAUGAAUCUGCUCAUGCAUUACCUUCACGCCUGCUGAUCUUCACAAGUAAGCCCAAGACUGACUGCAGUCUGCGUCGCAGAGGAGCGUUUCAGCGCUAAGACUUUUGAAUAGAGGAAAGACAAGUCAGGCUCGUCAAUUGAAGCUCAAGUCUCAAUCAUGCCUCCUACACUGAAAAGCAUCAACAAAAAACUGAAGGAAAAUUUAAUUUUGAACGCAGAAAGGGACAAUUUUGCAUCAAUUUUAGAAAACUCUUCAUUCACGGAUAUUUUCCGAUAUUUGUGGGCUUCUAAUCUCAAAGACCAAAUCGAGCUGCCUAACGUUGGAUUGUCGACCAACAAGAAAGAUGCUCGGCUAUCAGACGCGUUCAGGAACCAAGGCAAUAGGCUAUACCGGGAUCAAAAACUAGUGAAGGCUUUAGAGGCGUAUAAUUACGCAGUGAUCUCAGCCCCUCAUCCUGAAACAUAUCUACCAGAAACUUCACAGGAUUUUACUGAAAUUCCCUUCAUAAGCAAAUAUGGAAACGAUGAAUAUUCUCAUCUAUCAUUCGCGUAUGCCAACCGGUCAGCUCUUUUGUACGAAAUGAAAAAAUUCACCGAAGCACUAAAAGAUAUCAACGCUGCGCUAAUGUACGGAUACGGAAAACAACACAAAUUAUGUGAGAGGCGAAUAAAAUGUCUAAUUGGACUGGGAAAAUUCAACGAAGCUCACGCCAUUGCUAAUUUGCUUUAUGAAAAGAUAGACAAUUUUUCACUUGAUAGUAAAGAGGCUAAAGAUUUCAAAUCGGGUUUGCGGAAGCUCGUUGCCAAGUGCAAUACUCCAAAGAAGGUUGAUGACACUGAAGCGCACACCAAUGACAUUUCUACAACGACUGGUAAAGUUUGUACCGAUAUAACGAAUAAUCGACGUCCGCUGUGCAAUAUUGGAAUAAAAUCAAUAAUUGAGGAUCAAACAGAUGAUGCAUUAUCAGCGCUAAUGCCAAGCACCAGAGGCGACCGAGGCUCAGUGAACUCGUGCGUCAGCGUCCAGUUCUCGGCUGCAAAAGGGAGGCACCUCGUGGCUCGUAGGGACAUUCCUCCAGGUGAAGUUCUGAUGGUUGAAGCGAGUCACGUGUCCCUCGUUCGUCUGAACAGCAACCUGCGCUCGUACUGCAGCUACUGCCUGGUCAGCGCCCAUGUCCCCACGCCCUGUCCCACCUGCUCGCUCGCCGUGUACUGCAGCCUCGCCUGCCGCGACGCCGCAGCAGGAGCCAAGGGAGGUCAUCCUGCUGAGUGCUCCCUGCUGCCGAUGCUCGUGGCGCUGCAACCUGACCUCGAUGCUGGAUUAGCCUUCAGAACAUUUACCGCUCUGGGCUGGGAAAACUUCUCCAAAUAUGUCAAGGAAAUUAAAUUCAGCAAAAGUGGUCCAUUGGACUCUCCAGCCAACGCCAGCAAAGAUUCAAAAGAUAAUACGAACAAAGGAGUCCUCGGCCAAAAUGACACCGACUCGCUCGAAAAGCUUCUUGAUGUUGGAGAAAUGGACUGCAGAUUUUUGUUUUCACUUGAGGGAAAUCUCACAGCCCGCAGACGAGAAGAAAAGCUUGACGCCGCGGUAGCCGCGCUUAUUUUAUUGAAAAUUUUCCAAAACUGUUCUGAGUUUUGGAGGACGAAGGAAAACUACAUUGACCCUGUUUCGCUUGAAGUCGAGGAUUUAGUAACGUUAGGUUCACAUAUCAUGACAAUUUAUCUCAAAGUGCAAUGCAAUGCUCAUUGUAUUAAAGAACUUAAGAUGAAUAACGAAUCACAAGGAGAGCAGCAAUAUUUUGAUGUUGGUUACGGGCUAUACCAAAAAUUGAGUCUCCUCAACCACUCCUGCAAUGCAAACGCCCACCAGUCCAGCACUGGGAUACGUAAAAUCCUCUACUCCAUCAGCAGCAUAAAGAAAGGAGAAGAAAUCACCAUGAGCUAUGGAGAAAGAUUUGCAAGUCACACUAAGGAAAAUCGCAUCAAAAGCUUGGCAGAAACGUAUCAUUUUAAGUGCAGUUGUAUAGCGUGUGUUCAUAACUGGCCAUUAUUUAAAGACUUGGCGAUGAAGUUCAGCCUAAGAUGCUGCAAGUGUUCCGGUGCCGUCGAACCGGCUUCUGGUAGAUGUAGGAUGUGCAACUUGGGACAUAAAGUAAGUUCUGGUAACAAGAAGAAAAAUCAAGGAAAGAAAGGGAAGAAAAAUUCGCACAAGGAUCAGUCACUCAUCGCGUACGAUGCGACUUCUGCAAACGAGGAAAUCGCCCAUGCCUGGAAGCUCUAUAAUGAAGCUCACAAAAACAUAGCAAAUGGAUCGAGCUCUUUACAGGACAUUGAAAAAGUCAGAAAUCUUUUGUCAUCUCUGGACAAGUAUGCUCUCAUGCCGAACAAGCCUUAUAUUGAGGCGCAAGAAACGUGUAUGAAAUGGUUCGACACACGUUCGAAUGAAACAUACUGUUGGUGAAUUUCAUGUCAGCUUUCCAGGCAGUUUGAAUGUUUAGUCAAGUCCCCGGACUGGAUGGGUGGAUACGACAAGAACUUUUAAUACCUUGUCAAGCUAGUGAAUUUCCUGUUUAUAUGCCAGGUAUCAUAAAGUUAUGUGAGGUAGUUUCUCUUGUAUCAAUUUUUUCAGCUAAAAUUACCUUUUUAGCGCAUUUUC